Messenger RNA from Spirodela intermedia, 2121 nucleotides. The record is from the annotation of a GenBank genome assembly. NCBI's taxonomy places the organism in Eukaryota, Viridiplantae, Streptophyta, Magnoliopsida, Alismatales, Araceae.
AUGGCGGACCAGGCGGAGGCCUUCGUAGCGGCGAUCGACCAGGGAACCACCAGCACGCGUUUCAUCAUCUACGACCGCCACCGAAGACCAGUCGGCUCCCACCAGGUGGAGUUCACCCAGAUCUAUCCCGAAGCCGGGUAAGCUUGACGGCCUCCGCCGCCGUUGCCGGCGGCGCCGUCGGUGGUAGCGGGUGGGUUCCAUUUGUCUUCGUCUCUGCUCCGUCUGAUGACGGGAAGGUGGCCGCAGAUGGGUGGAGCACGACCCGAUGGAGAUCCUGGAAACCGUGAGGGUGUGCAUGGCCAAGGCCGUCGAGAAGGCGGGGGCGGCGGGGCACGGGAUCGCCGCCGGGAUCAGGGGCGUCGGGCUCACCAAUCAGCGGGAGACCACCGUUAUCUGGAGCAAGUCCACGGGGCUGCCGCUCUACAACGCCAUCGUCUGGAUGGACGCCCGCACCAGCGGCAUCUGCAGGUCUUCAUCCCCAACCCACUCGCUUCUUCAUUCCUUCCCCCUUUUCCCUCAGAUCCCCAGCUCCACCUUCGUCCCCGAGUUCGUCGGCCUCUGUAUCCGACUGGAUCGCUGCCGAUAUUUCCUUUCGGGUGGAUCGAUCAUGCUCCCGCGCUGCGCUUCGAUUUACGGUUCUUCCUGAUUUCGCCGCAUUUAUUCGUCGAUUCCGGUGAAAUUAUGGAUCUCGGCGGUUGGUGAUUCCUGCGGAUACGGGGGCGAUCUUCGUCCAUUUGGUUAUUUUUUCCCUCAUCAGGAGGGACGCUUAGAGUUUGGAGGAUUCCUGAUUUUCUUUUGGGUGGGGUGGCUUGAUCCGGCAGGAGGUUGGAGAAGGAGCUCGCCGGCGGAAGAACCCACUUUGUGGAGACCUGCGGGCUGCCCAUCAGCACCUACUUCAGCGCCGUCAAGGUGCUGUGGAUGCUCGAGAACGUUGAGGCUGUGAGGGCCGCCGUGGAAUCCGGCGACGCCCUCUUCGGCACGGUGGAUACCUGGCUGAUCUGGAACCUCACCGGCGGCGCCAGCGCCGCCGGAGGGAUUCACGUCACGGACUGCUCCAACGCCUCCAGGACGAUGCUGAUGAACCUCAAGACCCUGGACUGGGAUCUGCCCACGUUGGAGACGCUGGGGAUCCCCCUCUCCAUCCUCCCCAAGAUCGUGAGCAACUCGGAGCUCAUCGGCGAGAUCGCCGGCGGGUGGCCGCUGACGGGGGUCCCCAUCGCCGGCUGCUUGGGGGACCAGCACGCCGCCAUGCUCGGGCAGCUCUGCCGCAAGGGCGAGGCCAAGAGCACCUACGGUACGGGGGCAUUCAUCCUCCUCAACACCGGCGACGAGGUGGUGCGGUCCUCCCACGGCCUCCUCUCGACGGUGGCGUACAAGCUGGGCCCGGCGGCGCCGACCAACUACGCCCUGGAGGGCUCCAUCGCCAUCGCCGGCGCCGCCGUGCAGUGGCUCCGCGACGGCCUGGGGCUCAUCCGUACGGCCGCGGAAAUCGAGGGCCUGGCGGCGGAGGUGGAGAACUCUGGCGGGGUCUACUUCGUGCCGGCGUUCAACGGGCUGUUCGCUCCCUGGUGGCGCGAGGACGCGCGCGGCGUCUGCAUCGGCAUCACCCGCUACACAAACCGGGGGCACAUCGCCAGGGCGGUGCUGGAGAGCAUGACCUUCCAGGUGAAGGAGGUGCUCAACUCCAUGCACAAGGACGCCGGCGAGAAGAGGGAGGCGAAGACCCGCGACAGCGAGUUCCUCCUCCGGGUCGACGGCGGCGCCACCGUCAACAACCUCCUCAUGCAAAUCCAGGUUUCCGUUGUCUUUCAGUCUGCUUUCUUUCUGGUUCGUGGCGAGGAUUUAUGAUGAUCGUCGGAGCUGGGGGAUGUGCAGGCGGACCUGCUGGGGAGCCCCGUGGUAAGGCCGGCGGACAUCGAGACGACCUGCCUCGGCGCGGCGUACGCGGCGGGGCUGGCCGCCGGCGUGUGGACGGAGGCGGAGAUCUUCGCGGGUGCGGAGAAGGCGGCAGCGGCGACCACCUUCCGCCCCCGGAUGGGGGAGGAGCAGCGGCGCAGCAAGUUCGAGUCCUGGUGCAAGGCCGUCUCCCGGACCUUCGACCUCGCCGACCUCUCCCUCUGA